Messenger RNA from Colletotrichum paranaense, 381 nucleotides. RefSeq lists its product as uncharacterized. Bases 1 to 381 code for a protein of 126 amino acids. The transcript has a single exon. NCBI's taxonomy places the organism in Eukaryota, Fungi, Ascomycota, Sordariomycetes, Glomerellales, Glomerellaceae. The record is from RefSeq and is a predicted model, not a curated record.
AUGUCACCAUCGUGGUCCGGGUUCUUUAGCACCCGAUCGCAGCUUUUGCGAGAGCGAGCAUUCCCGACUUGUGAACAAAACUCAACAUGCAACUCUGCAAAUUGUGUCGUCGUCAGCAUCGAGGAUGAAACCCAGUCUGUGAUGGUGCACGAGCAGCAAUCACCGUAUCACGAGACGGAAGGUGGCGUGCUUCGUUUUCCCCUCAGAGUGAACCGCACUGACAACUUUGUCAAUGGCAAUUUCGCUGGCCAAGAGAAAGUCGAUUGCGAACUCUGCGCGCGCCUCGGCCUUCUCUUCGAAGCGGUCAACAUGAACGAUAUCCGGGGCCGAAAUGGACCAAGAUUGCGCUUUCUCCCCAAACGCCCGUUUCACAGACAAUAA